Mollisia scopiformis is the source of this 3702-nucleotide messenger RNA. Its product is annotated as chitin synthase 4. Gene Ontology annotation, cellular component: cell septum; cell periphery. The coding region runs from base 1 to 3702 and encodes 1233 amino acids. The transcript has 2 exons. The record is from RefSeq and is a predicted model, not a curated record. Lineage: Eukaryota; Fungi; Ascomycota; Leotiomycetes; Helotiales; Mollisiaceae. Gene Ontology annotation, molecular function: chitin synthase activity.
AUGUCGUUACCCAGGCGUCCUGACUCUAACGAGUCUCCGCGCGAGCAGAGAUCUGCAUACCGAAACUCUCCUUCACGGCGACGUCAACAACACGAUGAAGAGACAGGCUACUAUGCUGGAGGAACAGUCAAUACAGCUUCACCUUCGAGACAUCAACGUGGGCCAUCAAAAUCCUCCUUCGCCGAGACCCUGCCAUCCCCUCUUACGCCUACUCCAACAACCGAACCUUUGGCUCCUGUCCCGAUAGUCGAUCGUUCGCGAACACCUGAAAUAUCGAGGAAGAAGAGUCUGAUUCGGCCAGAGCGGGGCAGAAUUGACCAGAACCAUCCCAAUUACCACUAUAGACAGCACGCUGCGAACAUGAAUAUCCAUCCUUCCACCACGGGACAUGAUCCAAUCAUGGAGGAUCUCGAGGCUGACGCUGCUGCGACGGAGACUUCAGGUCUGCGAAGCUCUCAAGAAGGCGAGUCGGACAUAUCACCACCAACGAACAAGCUUAGACGGGGCCAUGGAGGAGGGCCAGAAGAUAUUGUCACGGAGAAAGUUGGCCUCGGUGCUCACAGAAGCAAGAAACUGAGAAGAGAGAGAACAGUAAAGCUCACCAAGGAAGAGAAGGAGAGACAAAAGCAAUUGGAUGCUGUCAAGCCGCCAAGUCUGUGGAAUGUCUACUGUGCAAUUGUUACCUUCUGGUGCCCGGAUUUCGUAUUAAAGUGUUUUGGGAAGCCGGCCAAGGCGCAGCAACGAGCUUGGAGAGAGAAAAUGGGGUUGAUCAGCAUCAUUCUAUUCAUCAUGGGCUGUGUUGGUUUCUUGACUUUCGGCUUCACGGCUGUAGUGUGUGGUUCACCAGCAACUCGAAUGCGUAUCAACGAGGUUGAUAGUGGCUACAUGAUUUUCCACGGAAGCGCGUACAACCUUGUGGAAUCGCAUCAUCCAGCUGCCAAAGGAAUUACCAACGGAGCAAAUGUUUUAUAUGAUCUGGCGGAAAAGCACGGAGGUCAAGAUGGAAGCUUCUUGUUCCAAAACGUCAACGGCAAAUGUAAGGAUCUCAUUACACUUAGCCCUGGAUCAGAUGUUCCGACGAAUUCCGACAAGGACCUUGCUUGGUACUUCCCAUGCACCCCUUUCAAUCAAGACGGCUCAAGUCCGGUGAACAAGACGAUUCCAUAUUACUUGGGUUACGCUUGUCACACUCAGGCUGGUGCCAGAGAAGCGUUUUAUGAUCUCUCGAGCUCGGGCGAUGUCUACUUCACUUGGGAUGAUAUCAAGAACGUUUCGAGAAACUUGAUGGUCUACUCUGGAAAUGUGCUUGAUCUUGACCUGUUGAAAUGGUUCAACGGAACUGAAGUCCAGGUCCCACAAACAUUUGUGGAUCUGAGUGAUCGGACUACAGCUUACAACGCUGCCGUGCAUGGCAAAGAUGUCACUCAUGCAUUCCAAAGUGCAGAUGACAAGGCUAUGGCCCAGUGUUUCGAGCAGAUCAUCAAGGUCGGCACUGUUGAUACCGAGACAGUUGGCUGCAUUGCUUCCAAGGUCGUCCUCUACGUAUCUCUAGUCUUCAUCCUAUCGGUUGUUGUUUCGAAAUUCGUUCUGGCACUACUAUUCCAGUGGUUCUUCAGCCGCAAAUUCGCAGCAUCCAGGACUUCACAGUCUUCUGAUAAAAAGAAGAGACAACAACAAAUUGAGGCAUGGUCAGAUGAUAUCUACCGUGCACCUCCUAGACUUGCAGGAGAUGUUGGCAGCACAGUUGUUGGUUCCGAUAGAAUGAGCAAGAGAGGAAGCACCUUCUUACCCACUACUUCUCGCUUCACCAGCCCUUAUGCAGGUGAUAGACUGUCCCGAGUUGGCCGACCUCAACCAACCACCAUGGCCAGCCAGACGUCGACCGCCGCUCUGCUCCCACCCAAUCCAAUGUUCAAGCAAGCCAAUGGAAGUCGAAACAGUUUCAUCCGCUCAGAUUCUUACGGUAAUAGUGGCGUCCAAAGUGACUACGAAGGACCAGGUCCAGCUGGAUUCAUUCACGAGUCCGUUGUUCCUCAACCACCAUCUGAUUGGCAACCUUUUGGCUAUCCUCUCGCUCACGCUAUCUGUCUCGUAACAGCCUACUCGGAAGGCGAGCUCGGUAUCAGGACCACACUCGACUCUAUUGCUAUGACCGACUACCCGAACAGCCACAAGACCAUUCUCGUGGUUUGUGACGGUGUUAUCAAGGGCAAGGGAGAAACCAUGUCGACCCCAGAUAUCAUCUUGAGCAUGAUGAAGGAUCAUUCUAUUCUACCAGAUGAGGUUCAAGCUUUCUCGUACGUGGCCGUCUCCAGUGGCUCUAAGCGACACAACAUGGCAAAGGUCUAUUCCGGAUUCUACGAUUACGGCUCCAACUCUUCUGUUCCUCUGGAUAGACAACAGCGUGUUCCCAUGAUGUGCGUUGUAAAGUGCGGUACACCAGACGAGUCCACAAAGAGCAAGCCAGGUAACAGAGGAAAGCGUGACAGUCAAAUCAUUCUGAUGUCUUUCUUGCAAAAGGUUAUGUUUGAUGAGCGUAUGACUGAGUUGGAAUUCGAGAUGUUCAACGGAUUAUGGAAGGUCACUGGAAUCUCGCCUGAUUUCUACGAAGUUGUUCUCAUGGUCGACGCCGAUACGAAAGUAUUCCCAGACAGCUUGACGCACAUGGUUUCUGCUAUGGUUAAGGAUCCCGAAAUCAUGGGUCUUUGCGGUGAGACUAAGAUCGCCAACAAGCGUGCAUCCUGGGUAUCCGCCAUUCAAGUCUUCGAGUACUUCAUCUCUCAUCAUCUGUCCAAGUCCUUCGAAUCUGUCUUCGGUGGUGUUACUUGUCUUCCUGGUUGUUUCUGCAUGUACAGAAUCAAGGCUCCAAAGGGAGGUCAGAACUACUGGGUACCAAUUCUUGCCAAUCCUGAUGUUGUCGAGCACUACUCCGAGAACGUUGUCGACACUCUCCACAAGAAGAACUUGUUGCUACUUGGUGAAGAUCGUUACCUUUCGACUCUUAUGCUUCGAACCUUCCCCAAGCGCAAGCAAGUAUUCGUUCCCCAAGCUGUCUGCAAAACCACGGUUCCAGAGGAAUUCAGCGUCUUGCUGUCCCAGCGACGUAGAUGGAUCAACAGUACUGUACACAACCUCAUGGAACUCGUUCUCGUCCGAGAUCUUUGCGGUACUUUCUGCUUCAGUAUGCAAUUCGUUGUCGGCAUUGAACUUAUCGGUACCUUGGUUCUUCCCGCUGCUAUUGCCUUCACCUUCUACGUCGUCAUUAUCUCAAUUGUUCGCUCUCCACCACAAAUUAUUCCGCUUGUCCUCUUGGCGCUCAUUCUUGGUCUUCCCGCCGUCCUCAUUGUCCUCACUGCUCAUCGCUGGUCCUACGUGGUCUGGAUGUUCAUCUAUCUUCUCUCACUUCCAAUCUGGAACUUCGUUCUCCCAACCUACGCGUUCUGGAAGUUUGACGACUUUUCUUGGGGCGAUACUCGUAAGACUGCGGGCGAGAAGACUAAGAAGGCAGGUAUCGAAUAUGAAGGAGAAUUCGAUAGCUCAAAGAUCACGAUGAAGAGAUGGGGCGAGUUCGAGAAAGAGAGGAGACUGAGAAGCCAAGCUUGGGGUAGUGGCUAUGGCAGCGGUAUGAGCAAGGAGGGUAGUCAUAUGAGUGGUGCGUGGCAACAACACAGUGGCUACGGAGAAGAGUACUCGGAUAUCUGA